Scomber scombrus (Atlantic mackerel) is the source of this 1749-nucleotide messenger RNA. RefSeq lists its product as uncharacterized. The record is from RefSeq and is a predicted model, not a curated record. The transcript is spliced from 2 exons. The coding region runs from base 599 to 1417 and encodes 272 amino acids. NCBI's taxonomy places the organism in Eukaryota, Metazoa, Chordata, Actinopteri, Scombriformes, Scombridae.
AACACGAAAUUAAACAUGAAGCAGUUUGUCAUUAACGAACUUCCAUACGGUUCUACUGCUGGACACUGGUUUAACUGGUUUAACUGGUUUACCUGGGUCAGCUGGUUUAACUGGUUUAAUUGGUUUACCUGGGUCAGCCGGUUUAACUGGUUUAACUGGUUUACCUGGGUCAACCAGCUUAACUGGUUUAACCGGUUUAACUGGUUUAACUGGUUUAACUGGGUUAGCUGGAUUACCUGGCUUAACUGGUUUAACUGGGUCAACCAGCUUAACUGGUUUAACCGAUUUAACUGGUUUAACCGGUUUAGGAGGACGUUGAAGGUUUGAAUCCGUCUGAAAUAAAAGCUGAUUAACGAGCUGCUGCACAAUAAUUAACCUGCUGAUGGUGAUGAUGAUGAUGAUGAUGGUGAUGAUGAUGAUGAUGGUGAUGAAGUCUCUGCUGACACUCUCAUGUCUUUACAUCAGUUUUAUAAAUGAAUCCUUCUGUUCACUUUUCACAUCAUCAUCAUCACCAUCAUCUUCAUCAUCACCAUCAUCUUCAUCACCUGGUUCAUUGAGACUUUAAUCAAACAUAAUAUUUAAUUUAAUAAUAAAUGUAAUGAACUCUGAGAGACACCGAGGAGGGUCAGAGCGGACCAGAACCUGUCAGAGACCGUACGGAGGGUCAGAGCGGACCAGAACCUGUCCUUCAGAGACCGUACGGAGGGUCAGAGCGGACCAGAACCUGUCCGUCAGAGACCGUACGGAGGGUCAGAGCGGACCAGAACCUGUCCGUCAGAGACCGUACGGAGGAUCGGAGCAGACCAGAACCUGUCCGUCAGAGACCGUACGGAGGGUCAGAGCGGACCAAAACCUGUCCGUCAGAGACCGUACGGAGGGUCAGAGCGGACCGGAACCUGUCCGUCAGAGACCGUACGGAGGGUCAAAGCGGACCAGAACCUGUCCGUCAGAGACCGUACGGAGGGUCAUAGCGGACCAAAACCUGUCCGUCAGAGACCGUACGGAGGGUCAAAGCGGACCAGAACCUGUCCUUCAGAGACCGUACGGAGGAUCGGAGCAGACCAGAACCUGUCCGUCAGAGACCGUACGGAGGGUCAAAGCGGACCAGAACCUGUCCUUCAGAGACCGUACGGAGGGUCAGAGCGGACCAGAACCUGUCAGAGACUGUACGGAGGAUCGGAGCAGACCAGAACCUGUCCUUCAGAGACCGUACCAGAACCUGUCCUUCAGAGACCGUACGGAGGAUCGGAGCAGACCAGAACCUGUCCUUCAGAGACCGUACCAGAACCUGUCCGUCAGAGACCGUACGGAGGGUCAAAGCGGACCAGAACCUGUCCUUCAGAGACCGUACCAGAACCUGUCCUUCAGAGACCGUACGGAGGAUCGGAGCAGACCAGAACCGACGUGUUUAUGUUAAACAGUCGUACAAACAGAUUCACAUUCAAGUCGUUUACGAACUUUUGUGGAUUCUACGAACGAACCUGAUUGACAGGUUGACACGUUAGCAACGGUAACUAAGGGAGACCAGCGUGAGCGUCAUGUGACUCGUUAAUGAAUUAAAGGAACUUCAUCCCUCCAUCUUUUCCUCCGUCAGCUGAUUGAUGUAAAGCAGCAAAGCAUUGUGGGUAAAUGAAGCCAUACUGCCAGCUGGUUAUUUUGAGUUAAUUGAUCAGCUGACUGAAUUUAGUUUGUGUAAAAACUGUUGAAACAAUCUGAAGGUAUAGAGGACAAAUAAAGACUUCAACAAGG